UAUAACUUCUCGGAGUAUAUAUAAUAUAACUUUGUACAAACAGGAGGGAAAAUGUUGCAAACUUACUCAAAUUCGCGAAUUCUUGUUUUUGACAAACUGUGCCAAAAAUGUGUUGGCAAACGUUAGCAAAAUAAAUGUCUGCUAAUGUUUGUAAAUAAUGUUUUUUUGUUGAAAUCUUUACUUCUCAACGAUACCACCAUAGUUUUAAUUUUAGUUAUUUGAAACUAUCAGUAGUUAUCAGAAAAUAAAUGGCGAUAAAAACUAACUUGUUCAAUACGUUCCUCGUUCCGUUAAUUUUUUUCGGAGCAGCUGUUAUUAUUAUUACCGAUGCAGUGGAUACAACUUUAUUAAAGCAUAUUUCUCCAACUAUGUACACUCUAUGGCUGAAUAUACCUAGUGCAUACGAUGAAAACUAUUCAGGAACUGUAAAUAUAGUUUUUACAGCAACAGAAACUUCUGAAUACAUUCUGUUACAUUCAUCCGAAGAACAUAUUGCUAUAAGCAAAAUCUAUUUAAACGGCGAUACAAAAAGACCGUGUCGUUGGAAGUACGUUCAAAACUCACUGGAUUUACUAAACAUUACUUGCAAUUCCCAUGUAGAAAUAAAAGAAGCAAACUCAUUGAGUAUUGAUUACAAAGCAAAACUCUCUGCAAGAUAUGAUGGAGGACUUUACAACAUUACUUACGACGAUAAUAAUCUCAAACAAAUCGCCAUAUUUAGUCAAUUAUAUCCAACUUUUGCUAGACGAGUAUUUCCAUGUUUUGACGAGCCGAAUUUUAAAUCAGUAUUUCAUAUUUUUAUUAGUUAUCCUGGGACGUUCGAAAUUAUUGGAAAUACUCCUAUUGUCGAAAAGGUUCAUACUUCAGAUGGGAUGACUACUCAAUUUGACGAAACACCGAUAAUGUCAACACAAUCAUUAGGAUUCGUCAUUUCCAACUUUGCACAAAUAACAACAACAGAUCAAGAGUACACAUAUAGCAUCUUUACUCAACCAGAAUUGAAAAACUACGCGGGAAUUGCUUUAAAACAUGGAUCUGAUUUGAUCAAUUCGAUGGGAGGGUUUACAGGAAUAAAAUAUAACGACAUGGGCAAUCCUCAACUCUAUGUGGUAGCAACAGACCACUUAAAUUUUGGAAAAGAAAACAGUUGGGGUCUUUUGCUUGAAAGAGAAGAGAAUCUGCUUGAUGAAGGAUCUAAAACCAGCGUUAAACAAAAACAAAGAAUCAUACAAACGUUGACAGGAGAGAUAGCUCAUCAAUGGUUUGGCAACUAUAUUACCCCAGAGCGGUGGUCUGAUGUUUGGCUCAAUGAGGGUUUUACCACUUUUUUAAAGUAUCACCUCCCGGAUUUAACUUUACAGGAAUUAGAGACUACAAAUCAAUUUUCAAUCGAAAUUCUUCAGGAUACUUUGUACCAAGAUUCUAUUCAAGGUGAAGAAGAACUUUCAACUAUUGAAAACACUGCCAUGAAUCCUAAAACUCAGGAGAGAAUGAACAAGUUUAAAGCUAUUAAAGGUGCCAGCAUUAUACGAAUGAUGCAAUCUACACUGGGUGAAAAAAUAUUUGAAGAACAUAUUAAUUCAUACUUAAAUAAGUAUAAAUUUAAUUACACUAAUCCCACUAAUUUACUGGAAGCUAUGGAGUUGGUAAAUAAAAUGGAAAAAUGGUUAUAUAUGCCUGGAUAUCCAUUGGUUACUGCACGUUUGUCUAAUAACGGAAAAUCAGUUAGUUUGUCCCAGGAGCCCUUCUUUUUAUUAAAAGAUGAUCAAGAAUCUGCUACAGUUUGGAACAUACCUAUAACCUAUGUAACUCGAAAUGAAGAUUCGAAUAGUAAGGAAAUCACUUGGUUAAAACCAAAUACCAACCUCGAAAUUCAUAUCGAACUUGACCAUUGGAUCAUUUUAAAUCUAAAUCAAGCAGGUUACUAUAGAGUUAAUUACGAUGACGUUUUGUGGACUAGAAUCAUUAAUACAUUACAUGGACAAGAUAAAAACAAAAUACCUGUGUUAAAUAGAGCACAACUCAUCGACGACAUAUUUUCUCUAGCUAGAGCUGGCAAAGUCGAUUAUAAGAAGGCUUUUGAACUACUGGAUUAUCUUAAGUAUGAAACUGAGUAUUAUCCUUGGGCCUCAGCUUUAAGAACAACAUCGCACAUACUAGAACACGUUAAUGAUAAAACAAAAGUGCUACUAAAGUCAAAACUCUUAACACUAAUAAAUGCAGCUUUUCCAUCUGUUACUGAAAUAAAAAGCUCCAAACACGUAGAUAUUUUAAAGGAACAUUUGAUAUUGCAUUGGAAAUGUUUUCUAGAUGAUAAUAACUGCUUGAAUAGUGCCAAAGUAAAAUUUGAGGAAUUCAAAAAUUCAAAUAGUUUCCAGAACAACAACGAGAGGGAUAUAGGCCUAUCCUUUGGAGUACGCACUAGUAAUAAUGUCUUUUAUGAUUUUAACUUCCUAAUGACUCACUACGAACAAUUAAAAUCGAGGGUAGAACAGGAAUCUAUAUUAAGAUCUUUGGGCUGUUUUGUCGACGCUACGAUUCUGGAAAAUUAUCUAAAGGAAAUUGUAUCAGAAAAAUCACCUAUUGUAUCUUACGAUGCACUGAAAGUUUUCGAAUCAGUGUUGUCACAUAAGCAAGGUGUAGAAGCAGCUUUAAAAUUUUUAGAAGUAACCAAAUCAAUCAUUAUUAAUAAGUAUAGUAAAAUAGUGAGUUUGACGGAUUUUAUUAUUUUAUUAGAAAAUAAAAUUACAACGCAAGAACAAUAUGAGCAGCUGAAAAAUAUUGUAACUAAUAAUGAAGAAUUUCAAGAUAAUCGAAGUAUACGAUCACUAAAAAUUAUUGAACAUAACCUUCAGUGGUCAAUAGUAAAUAGUGAUCAGAUUUAUAGUAUUUUGGAGCAUUUUCCAUUGAGUGGGACUCUAAGUGUUAAAUGUAAUUAUUAUACAGUGAUUGCAGCUAUUAUUUUUAUAUAUUUUAUUUUUAAUAAAUAAAACGAAGCAUAAAUAUUAA
This is a messenger RNA of Diabrotica virgifera virgifera (western corn rootworm), 3009 nucleotides long. RefSeq names its product aminopeptidase N. The transcript is spliced from 14 exons. Gene Ontology annotation, molecular function: zinc ion binding; peptide binding; metalloaminopeptidase activity. NCBI's taxonomy places the organism in Eukaryota, Metazoa, Arthropoda, Insecta, Coleoptera, Chrysomelidae. Gene Ontology annotation, cellular component: cytoplasm. Gene Ontology annotation, biological process: proteolysis; peptide catabolic process. The coding region runs from base 249 to 2990 and encodes 913 amino acids. The record is from RefSeq and is a predicted model, not a curated record.